Molecule: messenger RNA, 732 nt
Organism: Strongylus vulgaris
Lineage: Eukaryota; Metazoa; Nematoda; Chromadorea; Rhabditida; Strongylidae
Source: the annotation of a GenBank genome assembly
AUGUUUCGUUCUCUUCAGCUUUUAAACCUGCUAAAUACAACUGACAAGGCAUACGAUGAUUCAGAGCUUCGCGUAUGUUUCUUCUAUUUAGUGUUCGAGUUUUCUAGAGGUCCUAUUUAUAUAACGACUACGAUUCAUUGGUUAUUCCAGAAUGUAACCGAUUUGAGUUGCUGGGACAAAUGUAGAGAUUUUAAGCCAGCGGAAUUGCUCGAAACUGUCAACGGGCUUCAUUCAAAACAAGAGAAUCUAGCGACGAUCGUUAUCUUCAAGCCAAUUCGGAAAGCUACUUUCUAUGUAGUACAAUAUAGAGCACUAGGCGAUGCUGACUUUGCACCUCACCAAUUUGCGAUCACUUUACAACCUUUUAUCACAAAUUUUAUGGGACCUAAAUCAAUCUUCUGUAAAUCUACCGAAAUACGCGUGGCAGCUGUUUCACCCUCCGGAAUUGGACCUUUUUCCGAUAUUUUUACACUUGGUCCACCAUCUCCAGUAAUCAGUUGGAGAUUAGAACUAGAUAAGAUGGUUUAUCUAAAUACCCCUCUAUCCAAUGAUGGGUAUUUCGCCAACGGCACGGUCGAGAUUACUUUCAAAUAUAAAGCUGGAGCCUGGCCUUUGGGAAUCGAAGAUCUUGAUGUGAUACCAAUGUUUGAGCUAUUCAGAUGCGCAGUACCAAGCUUCCAAAGCGUACCUCAUCCCACCUUUGUCAGUUUUGGCCUUAGCGAGAAAGUAUAG